Pseudomyrmex gracilis is the source of this 2713-nucleotide messenger RNA. RefSeq names its product dentin sialophosphoprotein-like. The transcript has 9 exons. The record is from RefSeq and is a predicted model, not a curated record. The coding region runs from base 59 to 1891 and encodes 610 amino acids. Lineage: Eukaryota; Metazoa; Arthropoda; Insecta; Hymenoptera; Formicidae.
GAUGAAAAAUUCUAUUGGACAAGAUCCAUAUAGUUGAUUUAUUUUUGAAUGUUAGGAAAUGCACGAGAAAAAAGACGUUGAAAAAAUGUCUAAAAUCAAGAAUGUGUUUGUGUGGUUCACGCAAACUUCAAUUGGCUACAAGAUACUGAGAGCAAUAGAUAGAACUCUGUGGGUCGCGCAGAAGUGCACAGAAUGGAGUUUGCCCGAUCACAUGAUCGAUACACCAUAUAACAGACCGCUUUUGGAAGGAAAGGAAUAUUUCACUCUUGUCAGACCGUUACCUUGGAUCUUUUUCUUUCCGAGUUUAAUAUUCAUACGUUCGUUCAAAAUGAUACUGAACUGCUAUUUAAUCAUGUUCGGCUAUCCUCGAGUCACAGAGCUCCAAAUAGUAAACUUCAUACGCUACAAUCGUCAGUACAUAACAAGGUACGCGAGAAAGAGUGCGAACAAAAUAGAGGAGUCGAGUAAAGAGGACAAAAGAUUGCCUAUGAACGAGGUCAAGCAGUCUCUGAUCAGAUCAAUCCGUCUGACUUUGUCGAGUUUGUCUUGUCUGGAUUCCAAACUUUCCGCAUCACCACCGCCUACUAAAAUUCAUGUUGGUAGCGUCUUCGAUUUUAAACCAAUAGUCAAAACACUGCCGGAAAAGCCAGAUUCGUCGGAUUCGGAUUCUUCAGACUCGGAAUCCUUGGAUUCGGAUUCUUCAGACUCGGAUUCCUUGGAUUCGAAGUCUGUAGUUGACGAGGCCGCCAUUCCCACCAACUCCGCGAAGUCGAUUGAAGAGUCAAACAAAACGGUCUCGGAUCCUAAAAAUACAGAUGAACAGGACUCGAGUACGUCAGAAGAGUGCGAAGAAGACAAAAAUCUUAAGAGCGAAGAUCCCAAACAUAAUUAUUAUUCUCAGUUCUUUCCUUACUAUAUAAAAAUACAGAAAAGAAACCGCAAGUACAGCAAGAUGUUGAACUGUUUUGGAACUAUUCGUAAAGUAUCUAGUUCUGACUUUGAAUCUGAAUCUGAAUCUGAAUCUGAAAAAUUUUCGUGUAUCGAUGGAUUAGUAUACAAACCUUUCAAAAGGACUGGACUUAUUCCACCGUCGCGCUACAUCAACCUUGCUGGUGACAAUAGCGAUAAAGAUACGGAAGAUACGGAUGAUACGGAAGACAUGGAAGACAUGGAAGAUACGAAAACUAUAGAUUUGAUAGAACUUUUCAAUCCAAAUGACGACUGUUCCGCACGUACUUCCGAACAAGAUUCCAAAGAUAAUUCCGAGAAAAAUUCCGAACAGACUGUGUUCGAGCAAGUAACCGAGCAAACUUUCGAAAAGGUUCACGAACAAGAUCUCGAGUGUUCUUCCAAACAUGCUUCUGAAGAGAAGCAAGAUACCGAAGAUGCUAUCAAAGUCAGCGAACAGGUAUUCGAACAUAUCGUCGAACAAGCUCUGAACACAGAGGCUUCAGAUGAAGAUAAACUUGAUUGGAAAUUGUCUGAGAAUUGGCAUGACAAGUCAGAGGCAGAGCGCCAGCUUUUCCAUUCGCCGGAAAAAUCGAAUCAAGAAGACGAUGUUACUUUCUACUCUCCGAUUAAUUCGGAUAGCGAGCCAAAGGAUCACUUGACGUCACCGUUAAUUGACGAGAAGUCAUUCACCAGAGAUAAUCUGGAAACAAGCAAGUUUAUUAACGCCGAAAUAAACUGGUCUAUCUCGCAAUCGUCAUCAAAGAUUCCCGAGUCGAAAUCAUCUGACGAGAUCGAUAACAGCGCCGUGGUAAAGAAGCGCAGUGGAAAUGUGAGCAAACGGCAUAAAGGUAAACGUUCGGGUCACGGUAAUCGUAAAAGAAAAAAGUCAAUUCACAAAAAAACAGAAAAACAAUAUCGAGAGAGAAAAGACAAAGAGUGAUCGAGCGAGUGAGAGAAAAUGAGAGAGAAAGGUAGAGAAGAAAAAUUGAAAUCUUGAAUAUAUAUAUUUGGAAACAAAGCGAACGACCGAACAAGUUCGAUAACUCUUGAUCUUCUUAAAAACGAAAAAGAAAAAAAAAAGAUAAAGGCGUAUGUGCGUGCCCGUUAGUAUAAUAUUACAUCGCGUAUCGUAAUCAACGGUUACGCAAUUGUUAAAGAAUUAAGCGUUAUUUGGAAGACAAGAUAUCGUUGUCCGCAUCGUAACUGCUGAGAUAUAUAUAUAUAUACCGAUACAGAUAGGCUUAUCGAUAUAAAUUCGAAUAAAAUCUGAGGUUUUAAAAACCGUUUCGAGCUAUCGCGCUAUUCUCAACAAUUAUUAUCGCUUUAUUAAAUUAACACGUAAACGCGCCGUUUGGGGGUAUCACAUACGUACCGCGUGCUAGACUUUCUGUUCGUAACGCGUUUCAUGUUUUCGCUGUUUUAUUAUAUUACAGCGUGACAUUGUAUUGUUCCGUGUGAGAUAAUCCAGCUCCAGAUAUAAAAAAAAUGAUGAAAUUGUCACUCUGUUCUGUAUUUUUUGUGGAAUUGUCACACUUUCGUUUUUGAUUGAUUGUUUAUUAACUUUACAAAUAUGAUUAGUUUUACAAAUAUGUGAUUUGUAUAAGUGAGAUUUAUUAAUUGAUAUUGUUAUUAACGUACAAAGAUGUUUUUUCGGGUUUGAACCGCGUUAGUGUCAUUUUUAUACCGAACGUUUUUCGUGAACGUUACAGCUCACUUCGUCAGGGUUUAAAAAAAGAGCAGCCUGAUACUUUUAACUUUUUAA